Molecule: messenger RNA, 2015 nt
Organism: Polyodon spathula (Mississippi paddlefish)
Lineage: Eukaryota; Metazoa; Chordata; Actinopteri; Acipenseriformes; Polyodontidae
Gene: dimt1l
Product: DIM1 dimethyladenosine transferase 1-like (S. cerevisiae)
Exons: 13
Coding region: 260-1117 (285 amino acids)
Biological process (GO): rRNA methylation
Cellular component (GO): mitochondrial matrix
Molecular function (GO): rRNA (adenine-N6,N6-)-dimethyltransferase activity
Source: RefSeq, a predicted model, not a curated record
GAAUCCAACAGUAUCCAUUUACUUUGGUAUGAACUGGGUACGCAUUUCAGUCGGGAGUAUAAAUUAAGCACGUGUUGGGGAAUAUAGAUAUAUAUAUAUUUUUUUUAACUACUGUACUAAAAGUUAGACCUCAAAAAAUCGAAAUGCCGAAAGUUAAAGCAGAAAAGAAAACCCGACAACACCAGGAAAUUAAAAGUCAAGGGCAACAGCUCAACUCAAGAGGUCACACAAACUGUUUUAACAUUUCUUAAAAUGUAUCAUGUUCAACACUGGAAUAGGUCAGCACAUUUUAAAAAAUCCUCUCAUUGUCAAUAGCAUUAUUGAAAAGGCUGCUCUUCGGCCAACAGAUGUGGUUCUGGAAGUUGGUCCUGGUACGGGUAACAUGACUGUGAAACUAUUAGAGAAAGCAAAAAAGGUAGUUGCUUGCGAGUUGGAUACCAGGCUCGUAGCUGAACUUCAGAAAAGAGUGCAGGGAACACCAAUGCAAACUAAGCUUCAGAUCAUGGUUGGAGAUGUGUUAAAGACCGACUUGCCCUUUUUUGAUGUUUGUGUGGCUAACUUGCCUUACCAGAUUUCCUCACCGUUUGUUUUCAAGCUGUUGCUGCACAGGCCGUAUUUCAAAUGUGCAGUGCUAAUGUUUCAAAGAGAAUUUGCCCUUCGACUGGUUGCAAAACCUGGAGAUAAACUCUUCUGCAGAUUAUCCAUAAACACUCAAUUGUUGGCCCGUGUAGAUCAUCUCAUGAAGGUUGGCAAAAAUAACUUUCGUCCACCACCAAAGGUGGAGUCCAGUGUUGUCAGAAUAGAACCAAAGAAUCCACCACCACCAGUGAACUUUCAAGAAUGGGAUGGUCUUGUCAGAAUAGCGUUUAUAAGGAAGAAUAAGACACUUUGUUCUGCAUUCAAAUCUAGAGCAGUUGAGCAGUUGUUGGAGAAGAAUUACAAAAUCCACUGUUCUGUACACAACAUUGUAAUACCAGAGGAUUUUAGCAUUUCUGAAAAAAUAAGCAACAUCCUUCAAGAAACUGGCUUCAGUGAAAAACGAGCACGGUCCAUGGACAUCGAUGAUUUUAUGAAAUUGCUUCAUGGAUUUAACUCGGCUGGCAUCCACUUCUCGUGAAAGAGGGAAAAGAGAAUGUUCAUAGAUAAAUGAAUAAAGAACUAUCCUGUUGAAUGGACAAAUACAGCUUGUGCAUCUCCUCUGGAAUUACUUGUUCAACUUCUAAUUAAUUUUACUAUAGGUACGGUCAUUUAAGAAGUGUGGUUAAACUGAAUGGAUUUUAGUUUAAUCCUGUUAAAAACCACAUCAUUUUAUUGUGGCCAAUGGCAAUACACCCCUCCCUCUAGUCUUAUUACAUUACUGAAAGUUAUGAAUGCUUGUACAGUAUUUUAUAAUUGUGUUCAUAAAAAUGUGAAUUGCUGCGACGGGGGUCCCAGUAAAGAUUUUUUUAAUUAGACCCCUUCUCCCCAGCUUAUAACCUAGAAAGGAAAUUCUAUAUACAAACACCUUUUAAAUAUUUAACUUUAUUCUAGCAAGAUUGUGACCAUCAGAGCCUUUACUGUAUUAUAGAAGAUUUGAAAUGAGUCUGGCUGGUUUUCCUUGCUGGCUUUCUUCAUUUAUGAUAUGCAACAGGUUUCAGACCUUUACAUACUCAUGAAAGUUUACAGUGCUUUAAAAUGAGACCACCUCUGUUUGGAUUUAUUCAUGUCACACAUUGUUCUCUGGUGGCCCUAUAAAAUAGAAAUUACUUGGGUUUACACAAUCAUUAUAUACACACAUUUCACAUCAGUCUUGUCUUAAAGCAAUAGUACUGUGAAACUUGAAAUUGAGAUUUUAAAUACAUGUUCAUGUUGGGAAACAUUGGUUUCUAAAAAAAAAAAAAAAAUGAAAUAUGCAUCCACAAUAAAUUUGUAAAGCAUGGAAUUGUGAUUGGUUGUAGCAGGUUUUACUGUAUUUCUAGUCACCCAAAGGACUCCGUAUAUUCACUGCAUUUUUCUAUUAAAAUUAAUUGCUCACA